Messenger RNA from Contarinia nasturtii (swede midge), 654 nucleotides. RefSeq names its product facilitated trehalose transporter Tret1-1-like. Gene Ontology annotation, molecular function: transmembrane transporter activity. The annotation marks the transcript as partial. The record is from RefSeq and is a predicted model, not a curated record. Gene Ontology annotation, cellular component: membrane. The transcript has 2 exons. Gene Ontology annotation, biological process: transmembrane transport. NCBI's taxonomy places the organism in Eukaryota, Metazoa, Arthropoda, Insecta, Diptera, Cecidomyiidae.
CAUAACAUCGAUGAAACCAUUCAUGGUGCAAAUUUUCAAAGCUUACAACAGCCCCAUUCUAGCCGAUCAUGCUUGAAAAUUAUGAGUUUUCUGGAACUUACAGCGACUGUAACGUUGAUGCUAGUGAUUAGAUUCAUUGGCAAGCGGCGAAUUUUAUUAUUUUGUGUGUCGAUUUUAUUCGUUUGCUCCAGCAUCGUUGCAUGGUAUGGAUUCACUUUUCUUCCUUUUGCAUACACUUCCUUCAAUCAAGCCAAUCGUGAACCAUACAAAGUGGAAAACGAAUGGAUCGGCUACAUUCCAUUUGUUUGCUUGUUAACAUUGGGAUAUUUCACAACGUUGAGCAUUACUAGAAUUCCAUGGAUGCUCCUUUCAGAACUGUUUCCAUUUAAAUCGCGAGGAAUCGCAUGCGGUGUGGCUUCGGCAAUUUUCUUUGUUUUUGCUAUCAUUGGUUCAAAGACAUAUUAUGACUUGGAAACAGCAAUCUCUUUGCCGGGAGUUUCAAUUAUGCACGCCUGCAUAUCUUUUAUUGGCUUAAUAUUGAUGUACAACAUUCUACCGGAGACGGAAAAUAUAACAUUGGAAGAUAUUGAACUGCAUUUUUCGGAUAAUUCCAAACGAAUCAUCGAUCGAAAGAUUGCAACUACCCAACGAUAA